AUGGUGAUCAUGCUAUUUGCUGUUGGCCAUUUUUGUGGACAGAUUCGCUGGGAAUUGAAAUUACAUUUCGAAUCGUCUUCAGGAGAAAUUUCAUUGACACCCAAACAAUUUUCGGUCAGAUUACCUUGUCAGUUUACCAAGAAACUUCUACAUUCAAGCUUUGAUGAUGUUGGUUAUGAAUGCUUGUUUAAAACUACUUUUGCAGUUGAUAAAAGUUUAAAGUUUCUCAUUGUUUAA
Messenger RNA from Clunio marinus, 237 nucleotides. The record is from the annotation of a GenBank genome assembly. NCBI's taxonomy places the organism in Eukaryota, Metazoa, Arthropoda, Insecta, Diptera, Chironomidae.